Molecule: messenger RNA, 1227 nt
Organism: Exophiala bonariae
Lineage: Eukaryota; Fungi; Ascomycota; Eurotiomycetes; Chaetothyriales; Herpotrichiellaceae
Exons: 2
Coding region: 1-1227 (408 amino acids)
Cellular component (GO): cytoplasm
Molecular function (GO): zinc ion binding; hydrolase activity
Source: RefSeq, a predicted model, not a curated record
AUGCUCAUAGGUAUCUGCGGGUCAAUCUGCUCCGGCAAACACACGACAGCCGAGUAUCUGGUGCAGCACCAUGGGUUUCUUCGGCUCCAUCUACCCACCACCAGAUCUCUGCCACAACAUGAGCACAUCCAUUCUCCCUCAUCGUCCUCCACGCUGGACGGAGAUUUAUAUGACGCAAAGCAGAAACUCAACCAUGAGCGUCUCCUCCCGUCCGUGACGGACCAACGUGGCACACGAGGCCUGACGUUUCCCGAUGUGGACUCGUUGCUAGAGUUUGUCACGAAGCGAUGGCGAGAACAUUGGGUACUUACAGAUAUCGUUGACGAGGCGACAUUGGAGGCGUUAUUGAGAAGGCCGUUCUUCCUGCUCAUCAAUGUCGAUGCGCCUGUUGGAUUGAGGUAUAAACGGUUUAGUGAUCGGCGAAAACUCCCACCAAUGCCAAUAUUGGACUUCAUCUCAUACAACGACCUCCAACUAUACGGCAGCGCCACCAACCUCACAUCAAGCCCGAGCACUCCAACCCAACCAUGCACUCCACCACCGUCCUCCAAACCCCACCACCGCGGCACCGCACACCUCCAUGCACACGCGCACCUCCAGAUCCUGAACUCAUUCCACAACCCACAAGCCUACUCGACAUUCCUCUCGACGCUCGACCUCGCAUCACCGACACGCCUGCGGCCCACAUGGGACGCAUACUUCAUGACCCUCGCCUCGCUGGCAUCCCAACGGUCCAACUGCAUGAAACGGCGCGUGGGGUGCGUGCUCGUGCACAACAGCCGGAUCAUCUCGACGGGGUACAACGGGACGCCGCGCAACCUGCGCAACUGCAACGAGGGCGGGUGCGAGCGCUGCAACGCCGCGAGCAGCGGCGGCUCCGCGCUGUCGACCUGCCUGUGUCUGCACGCCGAGGAGAAUGCGCUGCUGGAGGCCGGCCGCGAGCGCAUCCGCGAGGGCGCCGUCCUCUAUUGCGACACUUGUCCGUGCUUGACCUGUAGUGUCAAGAUCGCCCAGGUCGGUGUCAAGGAGGUCGUGUUUAGUCAGAGCUAUAAUAUGGAUGAUGCGAGUCGGAGGGUCUUGCGUGAGGCCGGCGUCGGCUUGAGGCAGUUUAGUCCCCCGAGGAGUGGGCUGUUGGGUUGGGAUGGGAUUGAGGAGUUGGGAUUUGGUGGGCUUGAGCGUGGUGAUGAUCCGGGGAGGGAGCUGGUGGUGGUUACCAAUGGGAAGUAG